CUUUCUUUCCUUUAUUCAACUUCUACAUCAUGUUCUUUGAAACUUUACCUAACGAAAUACUAAUUCAAGUAUUUGGCUUACUACACAGAAAUGAUGUUCAUUCAUUGAUGCACGUUUGUAAACAGUGGCAUAUGGCCGCAUUGUUGCUCUAUUUUCAAAAGAUACGGGUCAUAGAAAAACACAUCAAAGCGGAUAGCCUUUUCAUAAAUGGAAAUUUUACUCAAGAGCUUACUAUCUACAGCGGUCAUACUACAAAGAAUCCUCUUCGUGAAAAAGAAUCAGAUAAAUCAACCUUUUUAAAAUUAUUGUCAUGCCUUCCGAAUUUAGAAAAGAUUGAUAUUCAAUCUCGUACCUUGCCAAACCAGUACAUGUCUUUUUUAAGGGAGCUCAUAAACACAGACACAUAUACACAACGUAUUGAAGAGAUUUCUUUUUACUCACACUGUCCAGAGGAGCGCGUGUCCCACUUUCUUUCCUGUUACAAUUUUCGUAAAUCAAUCAGACGACUUGAAACUCAAGUAAGCAGUGACCGUUUGAUAUCAACUACAUCAAAAAGCUUAAGUUAUUUUCUGCCUCAAUUCACGUAUUUGACUCAAUUGACUUACAGCUGUUCGCAAGAAGAUGAUGUGACAUUGUUUGAUAUUUUACUUUGCUGUGAAAAUAUAGAAGACUUCAAAUAUAGCAGUCGGUACCCGAUCCCUUCCCGAGCAAGCAGUCAAGUUGGAACUACACGUAAUAAGCACCUGAAACGACUAACAAUUUCUUCUCCAAUUGGUACAUCUGCAUACAUUAAUUAUGUUCGAACUAUGCAGCCUUUGGAUUACUUGAACCUAACUAUUGAAAGAGACGGAUAUGAAAUAUUCCAGGUGAUUGAACCGUUUGCUGAUGUGUUUCAAAAAUUCAAGGAAUUUAAAAUCGAUUUUAAUGGUGGUGAAUAUUCAUCGAUUCCGUCGUCAUUCACGAGUUCAUUUUACAGUGUUUUAUGCAAGCUAAAAUGUGACAGACGUAUACUAUAUGAUGCCACAUUUACAUCUUCCGAAUGUACUUCUGACGACAUUCUCGUUGUACGUGAUGAUGAACUAAGUUUUCGAUAUAUCAUGAGGGAAUACGAUAGCAGCUCUUUUGUGGAGAAGCAUGACAUUAUUGACAGACAACAAAUUGUAAAAAGCCUAACAUUUACAGAAAUUCGAUCCUCUCUCUCAGAUAUUUUGAACUAUUCAAAAACGUUUCCUCAACUUGAAACUCUAUAUAUCCAGCUAUUGUUUCUACAUGUAAAAAUCAGUAGAUUAGAUGUCACUAUUAGUUGUUUAAACACUUGGAGCGACCUAUUGAAUCAAAUACACAACUAUUUACCUAAUGCCGAAACAAUUACUUUUGGGCGGAAAAAUAUAUUCAGUGGUAGAAAACUUGAUGUAACAUGUGAUCUUACUGUUUUUGAAAGUCUCAAAGCAUUCAAUCUUCACGUCGACCCAAUAAAAAUGAAACGUUAUGAUUUCAUAUUCUUCAAGUUCGAUUAUGGAGAUUUUCACUGCUACAAAAGAAUGUUUUUGAAUAGUGAUGAUAAAAAAGACAUCUCAGUCACUGUCAGCUCAUCUUCAAAACUUGGUAGCGUCAUUUUUAUUGCUACCAUCAAGGUUCAUAGUCGGUUAGUCGAGAUAAAUUGUGUCCCGAAUAGUCUAUAUACAAUAAAACCUGUAGCGUAUUCGUAAAAAAGCAAAUUCGAUAGAUUUGUUAAUUUCAAUAAAAAAAAUGUUAUCUAAUACCUAGCUAAUCCAUUUUUUGUGGUGCUUUUUUACGGG
Messenger RNA from Mucor mucedo, 1799 nucleotides. RefSeq lists its product as uncharacterized. The transcript has a single exon. The coding region runs from base 30 to 1709 and encodes 559 amino acids. Lineage: Eukaryota; Fungi; Mucoromycota; Mucoromycetes; Mucorales; Mucoraceae. The record is from RefSeq and is a predicted model, not a curated record. Gene Ontology annotation, molecular function: protein binding.